GUGGUCACGCGGAGAGGGGGCGGGGCUUACCCGCCAUCCCGUCCCUCUCCGCGAGUCCCAAGAUGGCGGCGGGUGGUGCUGUUCGUGGCGUGGGGCGCCGCUCGCGGAGGUUGUUCGAUAUCUUCGUGGCCGACGUUCCCUGGACGGUGUCGAGCCGGGAGCUGAAGGAAUACUUCUCGCAGUUCGGGGCCGUGCAGAGGUGCCAGCUGCCCUUCGAUAGAGACACAGGCUUUCACAGGCGUUACUGCUGGAUUAAAUUCUCAACUCCAGAAGAUGUUCAGAAUGUGUUGCAGAAGGACUCCCACAUACUUGAAGGUGCCAAGCUUGUUCUCAGGGAGCAGUCCCGGAGAAGACACAGUCAACAAAAGAAUCCAAGUGAGUGAGCAGUGGAAGGAGGCUUUAUUUCACUAAAUGUACAGAAACUGAAAUUAAGUUUACUGAGAAACUUAUGUUUUAAAACAGAAUCCAGCUGUUUCCCCUCAUUGUUCAAAUAAACUGCUUAACCACACUAAAGAAAUGCUGAAUCAUAAACUCCAUAGCAUCCAUUACAGCAUAAGACAGUGAUUAUAUACAGCAGGAAAACAGAUGAAAUAGAAGCAUUAGCUGCCUACAAAAAAUAAAGCUGUAGGAGGGGGCUACAUUCUUACCCUGAGAUGCUGGGCAGAGAAUUAGCUAAGUUGGAGCACUUGCUAAAGAAUAAUUCCUCCGUGAAGUGUUCCAAACUGGUCUCCGUUCCUCCACUCCACGGCUAGAAGAAUUAGUGUGUGUAUAUACAUAUCUCUCCACACAAAACAAAGGGUUGUCAACUGUUGUAUUACAACACUGUCCCCCGUAAACACCACUGAUAUUAAAAAUGCCUGUUGCAUAAA
This is a messenger RNA of Cuculus canorus (common cuckoo), 869 nucleotides long. RefSeq names its product SRA stem-loop interacting RNA binding protein (gene SLIRP). The transcript has 4 exons. The record is from RefSeq and is a predicted model, not a curated record. Bases 63 to 383 code for a protein of 106 amino acids. Gene Ontology annotation, molecular function: RNA binding. Lineage: Eukaryota; Metazoa; Chordata; Aves; Cuculiformes; Cuculidae.